GUUUCAGAAUUCGGAUUGAUUUGACUGGGUUCAUUCGCUUUAAAUGUGGAUGACAGUCGUGACGUAGCCGUAGAACUCAUUUUGGCACUUGUCGGAUCAGCUCUUACAUAAAUUGAAGAGUGGAUUUUUGUUGAAAAAUUCAAAAUGAUGCGUUCGGCUUUAGCACCAGGCUUAUCUAACUGGAGGUCGAUUGCUAAUCGUACCUUUGUAUACGAAGCUACUACGAAACAAGCUCGCAAUAAAAGUACAUUGCCUGUAAUCGAAAAGGACAAACCGGAUAAGUUGCCGUACUCGCCUUUCGGUACAAAACAAUCGAAUUGGGCCGAUUGGACCGUAGCACGUUUGGAUGAUGUUUUAAACUGGGGUCGCAAAGGUUCCAUUUGGCCUCUGACUUUUGGGUUAGCAUGUUGUGCUGUUGAAAUGAUGCACAUUGCCGCUCCUCGUUACGAUAUGGACAGAUUUGGUGUUGUGUUUCGGGCUUCCCCAAGACAAGCAGACGUAAUUAUUGUCGCAGGAACGCUAACCAAUAAAAUGGCUCCUGCAUUGAGAAAAGUUUAUGAUCAAAUGCCUGAACCAAGAUGGGUCAUUUCCAUGGGAAGCUGUGCCAAUGGAGGUGGCUAUUAUCAUUAUUCAUACUCAGUAGUGCGUGGAUGUGACCGUAUUAUACCCGUUGAUAUUUACGUCCCUGGAUGUCCACCAACCGCGGAAGCACUCUUGUAUGGAAUUCUCCAGCUCCAAAAAAAGGUCAAGAGGAUGAAAACUUUGCAAAUGUGGUACAGAAAGUAGUUCCAAUGAUUGUUAUCAUUUUGCAAUCGCUCAUUUGGCUCCAGGAUGAAUAAACUAUCAUGAUUAAUAAAACA
Culex pipiens pallens (northern house mosquito) is the source of this 860-nucleotide messenger RNA. Its product is annotated as NADH-quinone oxidoreductase subunit B 2-like. The transcript is spliced from 2 exons. Gene Ontology annotation, molecular function: 4 iron, 4 sulfur cluster binding; NADH dehydrogenase (ubiquinone) activity; quinone binding. The record is from RefSeq and is a predicted model, not a curated record. Gene Ontology annotation, biological process: mitochondrial respiratory chain complex I assembly; aerobic respiration; electron transport coupled proton transport. The coding region runs from base 145 to 786 and encodes 213 amino acids. Lineage: Eukaryota; Metazoa; Arthropoda; Insecta; Diptera; Culicidae.